AUGUAUACCCAAACAUGUACAAGACCAGACAUCAAUUUUGCUGUUGGAAUGCUGGGUCGAUAUCAAAGUAAUCCUGGAAUGGAUCACUGGAAGGCUGCAAAGAAAGUGUUGCAAUACUUACAAGGAACGAAAGAUCAUAUGCUCACUUAUAGAAGAUCUGAUCAUCUAGAUGUGAUUGGAUAUUCAAAUUCAGAUUAUGCUGGUUGUGUGGAUACAAGAAAAUCCACAUUUGGUUAUUUGUUUCUAUUAGCUGGAGGAGCAAUAUCAUGGAAGAGUGUGAAGCAGUCUGUUAUAGCUGCAUCCACUAUGGAAGCUGAGUUUGUGGCAUGCUUUGAAGCCACAGUCCAGGCUAAUUGGCUGCGGAAUUUUAUUUCAGGACUUGGACUAGUCGACAAUAUAGCCAGGCCGCUGAAAAUUUAUUGUAAUAAUACUGCCGCAGUUUUCUUCUUUAAGAACGAUAAGUAUUCGAAAGGUCCUAAGCAUAUGGAAUUGAAAUACUUUUCGGUUAAAGAAGAAGUCCAGAAACAUAAAGUGUCGAUUGAACAUAUUAACACUAAGCUUAUGAUUGCUGAUCCUUUGACGAAAGGAUUACCGCCCAAAAUAUUUGUUGAAUAUGUUGAAAGGAUGGGUCUUAUUGAUAGCAAUGAAUGA
Messenger RNA from Capsicum annuum, 651 nucleotides. RefSeq names its product secreted RxLR effector protein 161-like. The transcript has a single exon. Bases 1 to 651 code for a protein of 216 amino acids. The record is from RefSeq and is a predicted model, not a curated record. NCBI's taxonomy places the organism in Eukaryota, Viridiplantae, Streptophyta, Magnoliopsida, Solanales, Solanaceae.